UCAAACACCUUCUCCAAAUAUCAAACACCUUGUGCUUCUUAAUUGUUUCCAAGCAAAUUAAGAAGCCACAUCCAAUCCAAGUACACUCAAAAUGAAGAUGAUGAAUCAGCCUCUCUUCUCACUCACACUCCUGCUCAUCUCCCUCUCCCAAUGCACCAAAAUCUUAGCCCAAGCCCCUGCUGCUGCCCCAGCUGCCCCAGUUGCCCCGGCUGCCCCUGCUGCCCCAUCAAUUACCGGGCCGGCAGUGCCAUCACCACCAGCCGAUGCCCCUGCAUCACUAGGCCCAACCAACAUCACCAAAAUCCUUGAAAAAGCAGGCGGCUUCAACAUCUUUAUCCGCCUUUUGAAAAGCACCCAAGUUGACAACCAGCUCUACAGCCAACUCAACAACUCAAACAGUGAACUCACAGUUUUAGCGCCAACUGAUAAUGGCUUCUCACAGCUCAAGACAGGAUCACUCAACUCUUUGAGUGAUGAGCAAAAAGUCCAGCUCUUACAAUUCCAUCUGAUCCCAGAUUUUCUCACAGUCCAAAACUUCCAAACUCUCAGCAACCCAGUGAGAACCCAAGCUGGAGAUGGAUUUGAGUACCCACUAAACAUCACCACAUCAGGCAGGGCAGUCAACAUAACAACUGGUCUUGUCAACACCUCCAUUUCAGGCACUGUCUACUCUGAUGGCCAAUUGGCUAUUUACCAAGUUGACAGUGUGCUCAAGCCUUAUGGUGUUUUUGCUCCCAAGCCUCAGCCACCUUCACCGGCACCGGCUCCCGCGCAAGAGAAGCCUAAGAAGACGUCAUCUGAUGACAGUCCUGUUUCUCAAGUGAAGUCUGGUGCUGUGCCUACUCUGAUCUCCAAACUUAAUGGCGUUGUUUCCAUUGCAGUUUCUGUGGUUGCUGCUGCAGCGUUAAGCUUUUUGUGACAGAAUUGUUUGUUCCAAUUGGAGUUGGAUUGAAGGGUAAUGAUGUCCGGUGACUGGUUUGGAAUAAUUGUUGUUAUGCAUGUCAGAAAUGUGAUCUGUAUGUGAGACCAAUACUGUUUAGUUAAAUUUUUCAUUGGGUUCUUCAUCUGUUUUGUUCUUUGUAUCUGUAAUAUUUUCAUUUGUAAUCAUCUUCGGUUUCUUUGUAUUUUGAGAAACUUGUGUAAAUUCCUCCACAAAAUUAGUACAUGGGUUUUGAUCAAUCCUUUUUCA
Messenger RNA from Prunus dulcis (almond), 1189 nucleotides. RefSeq names its product fasciclin-like arabinogalactan protein 12. Bases 92 to 919 code for a protein of 275 amino acids. The record is from RefSeq and is a predicted model, not a curated record. The transcript has a single exon. NCBI's taxonomy places the organism in Eukaryota, Viridiplantae, Streptophyta, Magnoliopsida, Rosales, Rosaceae.